UUUGUUCCAAGUGCGGUUUAGGUAGUUUGUGUGACGUGUAUACUCCUUUAUGUGAUAAAUUAAUUUAAAGAAACCGGUUUAAUUUCAUCGCACAUUGACUUUAUUGGGAUUUUUCCGUUUAUAUCAAAUAUAUUUUAAGUAAAUUAUAGUUAUUAAAAUGGCAUUGAAAUAUGUAAUAUUCGUAAUUUGCCUCGGUACGGUAUGGGCCCAAUCAGAACCAUCGAUCUCUGACGCUAUCAACAAACUUCCUCCUGAAUUACAAGGAAAGGUGGAUGAGAAGCAAGUUGAUGAACUAAAAAACAAGUCAAUGCAAGCUUUUAAGAAAAAAUGUGAAGAUAAUGGAGGGCCCAAUGCUUACCCACAAAGCGAGAAAGCAUUUUUAGGUUUCGCCGAAUGUCUGAAGGAGCUGGUGGAUCCUGCAAAGUUACAACAAGAGAUCGAAGAUGCGAAACCGACCGGUCAAGUAGACGAAGUCUUCAAGAAAUAUUGCGAGAAGACACCAUCUUUCAAAAAAUGCUUCCGUAACAUGACCGAGUCGAUAAAACCUUGCUUUACCGUCGAGGAGCAAAAGAACCUAAAAACCGUCUACAACAUAUCAGAACAACUAGCUGAGUUCGUCUGCUUCAAGGAAGGAGAUAGAAUCGCACUUUUCAUCGCCGAAAAUGGUCCAGAAUGCUUCAACGAGAAAAAGAAUGAGAUCGAAGCUUGUUUGAAUAAAACCCUCGGUUCGGAUUUCAAAUACGAUCAGAACAAUUUCUCUAUAGAAAACAUUCCAGAAGUCAAGUUUGGGGAUAAGGAAUGCGAUAAGUUUGCUGAUCUACAAAUCUGCAUUGUGAGCGCCUUAGAAACAUGCUCUACACCUACUUCGGCUAACAUUGUAGAGUCACUGUUCAAAUUCGCCAGAAAAUCUACUCCUUGCAAGGAAUUACCCGACUCUACACAAAAGAACAAUCCGAACUCGGCCGACCGAAUCACUUUCAACUCUUUAGCUUUGGAUUCAACACCACUGCAGGCGCCAGCCCCAUACACGGAAAUCAAAAUCAUUUACUGCUUUCUUCACAUCCACACAACCAAGGGAUUUUGAAAUAUUGUUCAGAUUUAAAAACACGCGUAAAAGAUUUAGUUUAUGUACUACAUUUUUAAGUAAGUACAAUUUCAGUUCGAGACACAUUUUGACAGUCUUUUCACACUUUUUAAUAAAAUAUACACUGUA
Messenger RNA from Melitaea cinxia (Glanville fritillary), 1213 nucleotides. Its product is annotated as 27 kDa hemolymph protein-like. The record is from RefSeq and is a predicted model, not a curated record. Lineage: Eukaryota; Metazoa; Arthropoda; Insecta; Lepidoptera; Nymphalidae. The coding region runs from base 158 to 1084 and encodes 308 amino acids. The transcript has 8 exons.